Molecule: messenger RNA, 2700 nt
Organism: Penaeus vannamei (Pacific white shrimp)
Lineage: Eukaryota; Metazoa; Arthropoda; Malacostraca; Decapoda; Penaeidae
Source: RefSeq, a predicted model, not a curated record
AUGCCUCAGCUGGGGCGGCGCGAAGAUCAGGAAAAUAAAAAACCUUCGCGCGGUGUCGCAAGCAUAACGGUCUCCGGACACUGCGUCACCGCCACCUGUCGCCUCUUUCCGGAAUCGAGGCGUCGCGGCCCUGGAGCCAGUCACGUUCUUCGGAGCCGAAUGUCGCCGCGACGCCCCAUUCUCGGAAGCAGGGAGGUGUCGUCUUCGAGGAGUCGCCCGCCCGUAUAUGGGACCCUCUGUAGCGGGCGUAAGAACGAACCGGGUACGCGAUCUGCCCCUCAACCUGGCCUCCUGCGCUCGGGUAACCCCCUCCUUCUCCCGCUCCUUCUGAGGUUGGGUAAUCCCGUGACACUAGGACACACUGUGCAUACCUCCACACUCCACCUACUGCUCCACACUCCGCCUAAGCUGCUCCGCCUAAAGCCUCCACACUCCACCUGCUCACACUCCGCUAAUCUCGCCUACUGCUCCACACUCCGCCUAAAGCUCCACACUCCGCCUAAAGCUCCACACUCCACCUACUGCUCCACACUCCGCCUAAACUCCACACUACUGCUCCACACUCCGCACUCCACCUACUGCUCCACAACUCCGCCUAAAAGCUCCACACUCCACCUACUGCUCCACACUCCGCCUAAAGCUCCACACUCCACCUACUGCUCCACACUCCGCCUAAAGCUCCACACUCCGCUCCACACUCCGCCUAAAGCUCCACACUCCUCCUACUGCUUCCACACUCCGCGCUGCUCCACACUCCGCACUCCACACUCCACCUACUGCUCCACACUCCCUCCACACUCCACCUACUGCUCCACACUCGCACUCCACACUCCAACCUACUGCUCCACACUCCGCCUAAAGCUCCACACUCCACCUUACUGCUCCACACUCCGCCUAAAGCUCCACACUCCACUACUGCUCCACACUCCGCCUAAAGCUCCACACUCCACCUACUGCUCCACACAAAAGCUCCACACUCACCUACCUGCUCCACACUCGCGCAUAAGCUCCACACCUCAACCUACUGCUCCACACUCCGCUAAAGCCUCCACACUCCGAUGCCUACUCUCCCACACUCCACUCUGCUCCACACGUUCGCGGUGCCUAAAGCUGCUCACACUCCGAUCCUACGCUCCACCUCCGCAUUUAAAGCUCCACCUGCCUUACUACGUGCCUCCACACUCUCGCAGUAAAUGGCUGCCACACGGUCACCUCUCCACACGUCCACCUACUGCUCCACACUUCCGCAUAAAGCUGCCACACUUCCACUACUGCCUUCCACACUCCGCCCUAAAGCUCCACACUCCACCUACUGUGCCACCACCGCCUUUGACGCUCCACACUCCACCUACUGCUCCAACUAAAGCUCACACUCCACUACUUGCUCCACACUUCCGCAUAAACUCCACACUCCACCUACUCUCCACACUCCGCCUAAGCUCCACACUCCACUUGCCCUCCACACUCCGCCUAAAGCUCCACACUCGCUUACUGCUCCACACUCAGCAUAAAGCUCCACACUCCACCAACUGUUCCACACUCCGCCUAAAGCUCACACUCCACUACUGCUCCACACUCCUCCACACUCCACCUACCCACACUCCGCCUAAGCUCCACACUCACUACUGCUCCACACUCCGCCUAAAGCUCCACACUCCACCUACUGCUCCCACACUCCCUAAAGCUCCACACUCCACCUACUGCUCCACACUCCGCAUAAAGCUCCACACUCACCUACUGCUCUCCACACUCGCUAAAGCUCCACACUCCACCUACUGCUCCACACUCCGCCUAAAGCUCCACACUCCACCUACUGCUCCACACACUCCGCCUAAAGCUCCACACUCCACCUACUGCUCCACACUCCGCUCUAAAGCUCCACACUCCACCUACUGCUCCACACUCCGCCUAAACUCACACUCACCUGCUGCAAAGCCACCUCCACCUCUGCUCCACACUCCGCAUAAAGCUCCACACUCCACCUACUGCUCCACACUCCGCCUAAAGCUCCACACUCCACCUACUGCUCCACACUCCGCAUUAAACUCCACACUCACUUACUGCUCCACACUCCGCCCUAAAGCUCCCACACUCACUUACUGCUACCUGCCUCUUCACACUCCGCUCCACACUCGCCUAAAGCUCCACGCUCACUCCACACUCCGCCUAAGCUUCCACCUACUGCUCCACACUCGCCUAAAGCUCCACACUCCACUGCUCCACACUCCACCUACCCACACUCCCUCCACCUGCUCCACACUCCACCCUACUGCUCCACACUCCACCUACUGCUCCACACUCCACCUACUGCUCCCACACUCCACCUACUGCUCCACACUCCGCCUAACUGUCCAUACAGCACCUAAGGGUCUUUGGUUCCAAAUCUACAUUUCGAAACCACAUUGCGAACGAGGUGAUCCGGAAGGUGUGAGUCUCCUGUCACGCCUUGAAGUGGGUGUGCAGUACCGAAGCUGUACCGAACGCAAGGUCCGGUACAGUGAUCCUCAAAGCACUCGUGACAGCUACGGAUGUGCCAUUCAAAUGCAGAAUGUCAAAAUGGAAGUAAUUUCAUAUGAAACGUUUAGGUGGCUGGACCCGACACAGUACCUCGCUGGACUGCUGAAUAACAUCCCACGUCUUGCUUGCGCCAUAUCCUGUGAUUCUGGCUACGUUCUAGCCUGGCAUCUGACUUUCAUCUGA